Molecule: messenger RNA, 1236 nt
Organism: Saccharomyces eubayanus
Lineage: Eukaryota; Fungi; Ascomycota; Saccharomycetes; Saccharomycetales; Saccharomycetaceae
Gene: SPN1
Product: transcription factor SPN1
Exons: 1
Coding region: 1-1236 (411 amino acids)
Biological process (GO): poly(A)+ mRNA export from nucleus
Cellular component (GO): nucleus
Source: RefSeq, a predicted model, not a curated record
AUGAGUGCUGCGGAUCAAGAACAAUUUACAGUGAUGGAAGCCACGCCUGAUGAUGGUACAGCUUUCCUGCAUGAGUCGGUUUUGAAUGGUGAGGACGAAACUACAAACCACACUGAAGACAGCGGGCGUCAAGGAGUCACAGAAGAUGGCCCAAAGGACACAGGCGACUUGGGUGAGCAAGGCAGGGACGAUGAGGAUAAUAUAGAGGAAAACAGCCGUGUAGAGGCGGCAGAGAGGAAACGUAAGCAUAUCAGCGCAGACCUCUCGGAUGACGAAUUAGAAAAGGAGGCACAUAAUAACCAAAGUUCUCAACCAGCGGUAGAAAAUAGAAUUAAUAUGGAUAGGGAUUCUAGUGCCACUCCAACCAGUAGACAGGAAUUGGAAGAAAAACUGGAUCGUAUUUUGAAGAAACCCAAAGUGAGAAGAACGAGGAGGGAUGAAGACGAUUUAGAACAGUACCUGGACGAAAAAAUCCUAAGACUUAAAGACGAAAUGAAUAUUGCGGCUCAACUGGACAUCGACACGUUGAACAAGAGAAUUGAAACUGGCGAUACUUCUUUGAUUGCCAUGCAAAAAGUCAAGCUAUUGCCUAAAGUAGUAAGCGUACUGUCAAAGGCGAACUUGGCUGACACUAUAUUAGAUAAUAAUCUCUUACAAAGUGUCCGGAUAUGGUUAGAACCGUUGCCAGACGGAUCUCUGCCAUCUUUUGAGAUCCAAAAAUCGCUUUUUGCAGCUUUAAAUGACCUACCAGUAAAAACUGAGCACUUAAAGGAGAGUGGUCUAGGAAGAGUGGUCAUCUUUUACACGAAAUCUAAACGUGUGGAAGCGCAACUAGCUAGGCUGGCUGACAAGUUGAUUGCCGAAUGGACAAGGCCAAUCAUCGGGGCUUCCGAUAACUAUAGAGAUAAGAGGAUUAUGCAACUAGAGUUUGAUUCUGAAAAAUUGAGAAAGAAGUCUGUUAUGGAUUCUGCCAAAAAUAGGAAAAAGAAGAAGUCUAAAUCCGGUGAAGACUCCACUUCACGCGGAUCUUCAGUACAAACUCUAUACGAACAAGCUGCCGCAAGGAGGAACAGAGCUGCUGCACCUGCACAAACUACCACUGAUUACAAGUAUGCUCCUGUAAGCAACAUCAACACAGUGCCUACGAACGCGAGGGCCGUUGGUGUUGGUUCCACCUUAAACAACAGUGAAAUGUACAAGAGAUUGAGUUCGAGAUUAAACAAGAAGCACAAAUAA